CGGCUGGUGGUAGGUGGAGUCACCCCGGCACCUGGACUGGAGCCUGGUGGGGUCAACCCCGACAACCGCCUGGCGCAUGGCUGUGUGGGGCCUGGGAGGCCGCCUUGGCUUUCGCGGUGGCCUCGGCGCCGGCAAGCUACUUCGUCCCCGUUUCCAGAGCCGCGGGCCCCCGGGCGUGGAAGACGGGGACGGGCCACAACCUCCCUCGAAGACACCCAAGAUCCCCAAGAUUUACACCAAAACAGGAGACAAAGGGUUUUCUAGCACCUUCACUGGGGAAAGGAGACCCAAAGAUGACCAAGUGUUUGAAGCCGUGGGAACUACAGAUGAAUUAAGUUCAGCCAUUGGGUUUGCUAUGGAAUUAAUCACGGAGAAGGGCCACCCGUUUGCUGAAGAGCUUGAGAAAAUCCAGUGCUCGCUGCAGGACGUCGGCUCUGCCCUGGCAACACCACGCUCCUCCGCCAGGGAGGCUCAUUUAAGACACACCACAUUCGAGGUGGGGCCCAUCCUGCAGCUGGAGCAGUGGAUCGACAAGUACUCCAGCCAGCUCCCCCCUCUCACGGCUUUCAUUCUGCCUUCGGGAGGCAAGAGCAGCUCUGCACUGCAUUUCUGUCGGGCUGUGUGUCGCCGAGCUGAGAGACGUGUGGUACCUCUUGUCCAAAUGGGUGAGACGGAUGCCAACGUGGCCAAGUUCUUAAACAGACUCAGCGACUAUCUCUUUACAUUAGCCAGAUAUGCGGCCAUGAAGGAGGGGAAUCAAGAAAAAAUAUACAAGAAAAAUGACCCGUCAGCCAGAACCUGAGGCACUUGAAAAUAAUGUGCCUUACAAAGCCGUAUGGGAGCCUAAGGCAAAAGGCGAAACGUGCACCCCAUGUAAACUUAUCCAGAUACCCUCCCAUGUCUUGAAGCCAGUCGGAGAAGUGAACGAAAACUCCACAAUCAAAGCACGUG
Molecule: messenger RNA, 951 nt
Organism: Hipposideros armiger (great roundleaf bat)
Lineage: Eukaryota; Metazoa; Chordata; Mammalia; Chiroptera; Hipposideridae
Gene: MMAB
Product: metabolism of cobalamin associated B
Exons: 10
Coding region: 77-802 (241 amino acids)
Molecular function (GO): corrinoid adenosyltransferase activity
Source: RefSeq, a predicted model, not a curated record